CGUCACACUGAUGAGAACGGCCGUGUGCGGUGGAGCAUAGGAACUGCAAAGUAGACCAGAGCUGAGCAGAGAAGUGGCACAGUGGUAACCAACCAGUGCCCAUAACUGUGAAGAACGAGAGGGCGAUGGCAGAGAGAUCGGAGAAAGUGCCAAUCGCUCUGGCGGGACCAGAAGAUGUCGAGCAGUGUUUGCCUCCCGCAUACACUGCAAUCCCAGUGAAGCCCACCUGCAGUAGCCGCCUACUCAAAAUAGGAGCGGUGAUCCUCAUUGCUGGAGCGCUUCUUCUUCUGUUUGGAGCCAUCGGUGCUUUUUACUUCUGGAAAGUCAAUGACAAGCACGUGUAUAAUGUCCAUUACAGUAUGAGCAUCAAUGGGCGAGUGGAAGAAGGGUCGAUGGAGAUUGAUACACAGAACAACAUGGAGACUUUCAAAACUGGAAGUGGAAGUGAGGAAGCUGUUGAAGUCCAUGACUUUCACAUUGGAAUCACAGGCAUUCGUUUCGCCGGAGGAGAGAAGUGUUACAUUAAAGCUCAAGCCAAAGCACAUCUCCCCACUGUUGAAAGUCUGAACAAAGAGUCUCUGUCCUUUGAUCUGGAAGAUGAGAUAAUGCCAGCGAAAUUCGAUGAAGAGUCACUAAUAUGGGUGGCCACAGAGCAGCCAGUGAAAGAUAACAGUUUCCUGAGCUCUAAAAUCCUAGAUCUCUGUGGGGACCUUCCAAUCUUCUGGCUUCGUCCAACAUAUCCAAAAGAUAGUCAAAGAAAAAAAAGAGAAGCUUCACGUGAGAAGCGCCAGAAUAACUACCGGCCAUACGAUAUGGAACCAUUUGAGGAGGCUGCAGAACUAGCUAAUGCUGCUAAUCGAUUGCGGAAAAAUAAUGCCACCCAAAGAGCAUCGAGGGCAGAAGAAGAAGAAACAAGUGAUUUCAACCCAGAGAACCCCUACCACAGGAUGCUUGAAGGUGAGGGAGGAACAAUGACAUUUGACCCCAUGCUGGACCAUCAGGGUAUCUGUUGUGCCGAAUGUAGACGCAGUUACACCCAUUGCCAAAGGAUUUGUGAGCCACUUGGUGGGUACUGGCCAUGGCCUUAUGAGUACCAGGGAUGCAGGGUGGCCUGCAGAGUGAUUAUGCCAUGCAGCUGGUGGGUUGGCCGCAUACUGGGCGUUCUCUAAGACAUGUAGAACUUCUUACAAAGAAAAAUAAACCAAACAUAAACCAAAGAUCCUUUUGAUACCUUCCCUCGGAAAUGGCCAAUUUAAUAUUAGAACACAGUCUUACUAUAUGGAUGCAAAUAUUUUGAAGUAUGCUAAACAUCUUUCUUUUUGUUUUUGUCCAGGUCCUUGAGAAUAUAUUAAUUAAUGCAGGCUAUAACUCAAAAUUAUGUAGUUUAUACAGUAUAUAAAUAUAUGGCAGUCCUGCUGUACAAAUUUAACAAAAAAUAACAUUAGUCUUUACAACUUUAUAUUAUAUUCAGAAGGUGGAUCAAUACAUUUAAAUUAAAUUUGAAUUAGAUAAUAUGCCCCUCCCUCAUUGUAAUUUGCCUGUUAAUAAACUAAUGCUUGGCACUUGGAUGUUAUUGCUAUACAUGUCUUGAUUGUUUAAAAUGGAAUAUUUUUAAAAGUCACUUUAAGGCACAAAUCUGUCAAAAGUAGCCUAAGUAUGCAUAUAUUAAUAGCUGCAGAUCUAGUAAACUUUAUUCGAUGUCAAUUAUAUUUCCAAGAGGAUUACUGUAGAAUACCUCACUUUUUAAGCUGCAGGGCUCUGUUAAUAUUUGUAUUAAAGCACAUUUCACACAACUGCAUGCAAUGGGUUCUUCAAAAAAAGCAAAUUCUAAAUCUGGAUAACUACUGUACUAAUUACUCCAAUGCACUGUGUAAAGGAUGGGGUAAUGAAAUAUUACAAUUUACUAAAAGAGCAGCAGACUGUAGACUCCUAGUAUUGGCAACAACACCUAAGAUGAAGGCACAUUUAGGAUGCCUUCCUGAGCAAAGCCAGUCAGAGCUUAUUGCUUUUGUACCUUCUUGAAAACCACCCCAUCAUUGUGUUUCAUUUUAGAAACUUCAGUAAGAUGGACUGCUUUACACCACGAGUAGUGGAGCUAUUCACUUUUUUGAUAUGUGCUCUUGGAAUCCACCAUAAGACUACUUGUGUGCUCACGGCAGUGCUGGUGACCCCCUUUCUCAGGAGUGGUCUGUGGACAAAUUUGGGACACACCAAAUAGAUUGGCUUCUCCUGUUGCCAGCAUCAGAAUCCGAUGGUCAUACUUUGGGUUUGAUUUUGCAAGAAUGACCGGGUAAUCAGGGUGGAUGAAUUCUUUGAACUUCCCUGGUGAUGGCCAUUAAUUUUGAGCAUCUUAAGAGUUUUUAUAUGUAUCUUUUAUCCUUAUCCAA
Molecule: messenger RNA, 2387 nt
Organism: Erpetoichthys calabaricus (reedfish)
Lineage: Eukaryota; Metazoa; Chordata; Cladistia; Polypteriformes; Polypteridae
Gene: cnmd
Product: chondromodulin
Exons: 7
Coding region: 126-1169 (347 amino acids)
Biological process (GO): negative regulation of angiogenesis; respiratory gaseous exchange by respiratory system; negative regulation of endothelial cell proliferation
Cellular component (GO): extracellular region
Source: RefSeq, a predicted model, not a curated record